This is a messenger RNA of Pipistrellus kuhlii (Kuhl's pipistrelle), 2369 nucleotides long. It is a transcript of the gene CCDC12, whose product is annotated as coiled-coil domain containing 12. The transcript has 7 exons. Gene Ontology annotation, cellular component: U2-type spliceosomal complex; post-mRNA release spliceosomal complex. Bases 58 to 558 code for a protein of 166 amino acids. NCBI's taxonomy places the organism in Eukaryota, Metazoa, Chordata, Mammalia, Chiroptera, Vespertilionidae. The record is from RefSeq and is a predicted model, not a curated record.
GCUGUGAACGCCAUCUACUCAUUGGGCCUGCGCAGUGUGAGACUGACGGCGGGCAAGAUGGCUGCUCCUGCGGCCGGUGUGGGCCGGCUAGAGGAAGAAGCGCUGCGGCGGAAGGAACGGCUGAAGGCCCUACGGGAGAAGACCGGGCGCAAGGACAAGGAAGAUGCGGAGCCCAAGACCAAGCAGCUUAGAGAAGGGGAGGAGGAGGGCGAGAAGCACAGGGAACUCCGGCUGCGCAACUACGUCCCCGAGGAUGAGGACCUGAAGAGGAGGAGGGUGCCCCAGGCCAAGCCCGUGGCAGUGGAAGAGAAGGUGAGGGAGCAGCUGGAGGCGGCCAAGCCCGAGCCCAUCAUCGAGGAAGUGGACCUGGCCAACCUCGCACCCCGGAAGCCUGACUGGGACCUCAAGAGAGACGUCGCCAAGAAGCUGGAGAAGCUGGAGAAGCGGACCCAGAGGGCCAUCGCCGAGCUGAUCCGGGAGAGGCUGAAAGGCCAGGAGGACAGCCUGGCCUCUGCAGUGGGCGCCACCAACGAACAAGAGGCCUGCGACUCGGACUGAGCUGCUGUGGGAGGAAGGCCCUGUGCAGGCUGGGCUGAGCUGGCCAUCACUCCCCUUUGCCUUCAGAGCAGCGGCUCCCACCCUGUCAGGGAGCCCGCCCUGGGGAGUCAGCUCCUUGUCUCCCGAGAGGUCCCACCUCGGAGUGGGGGAGAGCAGAGCAGCUGUGUGGGCCUGCGCACGUCUGUACGCCUGUCUGUAUUGUGGACUUUUCCCCGUAAAUAGAAUUAAGCAGACCCGUGUGUGGCAGAGAUCUAUCCAGUAUUGCCUGGGUUCUUGGGGUACUUGGGUUUGGGACCCAGACAGAGUGUAUAGGGGUGAUGCUGGAUUGACGGAGCCCUGUGUGGGGCUGAGCAUGUGUGCUGUCCUUCUGGGCUGGGCAGCGGGCAUCUCCGAGCCCUGAGGGACAGAGUCAGUCCUGGGACCUGUGGGGGCCAGGCCUGCAGCGUUCCGUGGGGCAGCGGAGCCCCUCACAGUGGGAGAGGGAGGAGCCCGGGCCCAGCAGCGGUCAGCUCGGACGCAUUGCCACCACGGCUGGAACCGAGGUUCUGUGGAAAAGGAGCAGAAAGGAUGCUGCGAGGGCAGCCGGCAGGGCCUGCCACCAGCAGCAGGAAGAAGUGGUGAGCAAAGAUUGGCAGACAUUGCAAAAUUCAACAUGGACCUGGCAAGACAGAGAUAGCAGCAAAAAAAGACACAAUUAAUAUAAAUAUUAGGAGUGAAAUAAGUGAUCACUAUGGGUUCCCCAGACUAAGGACAGGAAGGGGUGAGUUUGACAGGCUGAUGAAAUGAGCCAAUCCUUGUAAAGCACAGACUGCCACAGUUCACUCCAGAUGAAGGAGAUGGCUUGCAUAGCUCUGUAACCAUUAAAGACCCUGAAUUCAUGAUUAAAAACCUUGAAAAAUCUCCAAGCCCAGGUGUUUUUACUGGAGAGUUAAUGUACAGGUUUAAUGCAACUCCAAUAAAUCCCAAUAAGAUCUUAAAUAUAGACAGGAUUAUUGUAAAAUGUAUCAGGAGCCCUGACCGUUGACUCAGUGGACAGAGUGUCAGCCGAGGAAUGAGGGUUCCCAGGUUUGAUUCCGGUCCAGGGCUCACACCUUGGUUACAGGCUCUAUCUCUGGCCCCAGUCCGGACACGUGUGGGCAGCCAAUCCAUGUGUCUCACAUCGAUGUUUCUCUGCCUCCCCCUCAUCCCCUUCAACUCCCUAAAAAUCGAUGGAAAAAAUAUCCUCAUGAGGAUUAACAAAAAAGUGAAAUAUAUCAGGAAAGGCAAAAGAACUAGAACAGCUCAGACGCUCACUAGAAGACUAAAGCAUGAGGAGUCUUGAACCAUCCGGGAGAGGAGGGAAGGCAGGCACACAUCACGGAGGAGACGGGGUCGUCAGAAGUGGCCACUCACGUCUGACAAAGGUGCACGUGAGCUCCGCGGAGGAGACGGUCUCCAGCGUGUGUGCCGGAGCGACGGGGCAGCACAGGCGAGAGGAGCCCCAGCCUGAGCCUUGGCUGAAACUAACGAGGGCCAGAGAUUGACAUGUAAAAUGUGAAACUAUCACAGCGCUCAGGAGAAAACCUUCAGGACCCUGAGCUUGGUAAAGAAUUCUUAAGACAUGAGACCAAAAGCACAAUCCAUAAAGGUAUAUUGUGAAAUGUGACUUAACCAACUGGAAACGCUUCUGCUCCAACAGAGUCUUAGAGAAUGAAAAGCUGCAGACAAAAUAUUUGCAAAGCGUGUAUCUGAUAAAGGCCUCCCAAGAGGAACAUAAUAAGGAAUUACCAAAAUGCACCAGUGAAAGGGGAGGAAAGCCCGAUAGAAAAUGG